Lingula anatina is the source of this 1697-nucleotide messenger RNA. RefSeq names its product modulator of smoothened protein. Gene Ontology annotation, biological process: negative regulation of smoothened signaling pathway. Gene Ontology annotation, cellular component: ciliary membrane; Golgi apparatus. Lineage: Eukaryota; Metazoa; Brachiopoda; Lingulata; Lingulida; Lingulidae. The record is from RefSeq and is a predicted model, not a curated record.
GAACGACAAGAAAGGGUUGAUUGCGCUCAUGGAACUACUAACACAUUCAAUCUUCACCGGAAACAUUGCAGUGUCAUGGCGGAAAACAAAACAAACAGUGGUACUUAUUGCCAGGCACAAUUUACGGUCUCUUUUUCGUAUAUACUUCGAAGGAUGUAGCCGACUGAUAUAAAGCAGGAUUCAGCAAGACAGGACCGGCAUUAUAAUGGAUAAACUUAGCAUUAUAUCCGGGGCUCUGUUUCUGGUAGCCGAUCUAUUUGCGAUAGCGAGUUUGUCAAUGCCAAUGUGGUUGGUGUCGGAUGUCGGAGGUUAUACAAGUAUUGGUCUACUCCAGACAUGCAUAGAGAUGUACUAUGAAAGUGAAAAUGAUAACAUGCGCUGUUUUACACCACAUCCGCUGAGGUUUGAGUGGGUGUUGACAUUCAUCCUCAUAGUUUUGGGUAUACUGUUUGUCAGUGCCACUGUUGUGCUACAUGCUGUCUCCUACUGGAAAGAGGCAGUAAUUAAAGUUGCACGAUGGCUCGGAUUUGUUGGAAUGUUACUUUUCUGCAAUGCUGCAAUAAUAUUCCCAGUGGCCUUUGAUAUGGCUCAGGUUGGAGGAAAGGCUUUCCACCUUCCAAACAAUUUCCAAGUUGGAAUCUCAUACAUAUUCUUUGUAUUAGCUUUAUGGAUAACUGUGAUAUCAGAACUGUUUGCUGGAAAAGUAUGUUUACCUAGAUUUUGAUAAAACGUGUACUUUUAUUGUAGAAAUAUUUGUAUCAGAACUGUUUGCACUUCUUUGAUUUCCUGCAUAGGAAGAAGUUCUAUAUAAUAUUGUCUCGUGAUAAUUUAUCUUCAGCUUACCAAUAGCCAUCAAGAACAUUGUGCAGGGUUUUGAGCUCUUUGUGGUCAUAAGUUAAUUCCAAGUGUACUUGUUUCUUAACUACAAAGGCCAGUGCCAAUUUAUACAAGGGACUAAUAUCAGUCACUUUUUGCUUAAUUGGCUUUUAUUGUGUGGCUGUCCGUAAUGGUAUCACAAUACUGGAAUCAGAGUUUGUCACAUCUUAACAGGUGCAUUUUAAAUGAAAAAGUUGAGUAUUACAAUAAUAUGAACAUUAUGAAGAGUUAAAUAUUGAUUUUUUUUAUUUAUCCAAUGAUUUUUAUUUCACUAAAUAUCAGUAUACCCAAGGUAAAGAUGUAUAUUUUAAAGAUUAUAAAUAGAUUUAUAAAAGGGGAUUUAUUUUGACUCUUGUAUUCCAAUUGCACAAAGAGUCUCAGAGAACGGUGCCCCCACACCUCUUUCUAUUAUGAAUAUAACCUUGCUUUUCAAAAUAUAGGUACGUGAUGUAUAUUUUAUAUGUAUAUUGGAUAUUGAUUUUGUUUUCAAUACCAUCAUGCUCUUGCAUGUGUAUAAUGGCACUGUAAGCAGGAGUAGUGAAAUACACUGCCACUUGAUUACUGUUGGGUGUCUAAGUACUUUUGAGUAUCAAAUUAUAAAUAUAAUUGGAUGCCUGCUAUUUUAUUUGCCUGAUAAAAGGUAGUUUAUGUUGUAACUUUUUUUGUACAUGGAGUAUUUGUCUACCUGAUUUUUUGCAAAAUGAGUAGUAGUUCUCAUUCCUAUUUUGUAAGAAAUGUUAUCAACUGUAAGAUGAACAAAUAGGCAUUUUAUCUUUUUUUUUUCAACAUGUGAUAAUUAUUUUUCUUUGAACAUUUAAUAU